AUGGGAUCCCGCUCUAACACGUCCGAGUCUCUUGCUUUCGAAGCAAGCGCUGAUCUCACCAACGAGAUACUCGCUGCCUGUAAAGUCAACCUGAGCUUUACGGGCCGCUAUUUGCAACGCGAAUUUGUUGGACAGAACUUCCAAAACAUGAUUCGCGCUAUCGAGGCAAAGUUCAAUGUCUCGUGCAACAUCUCGGAUAAGAAGCUGGAGCAUUAUGCCACCAUGGAAGACGACCGCGUCAUAUCCAAGCUUAUACAAAAGUUAGAACCAUGUGAAGGCGCUAAUGCUGAGUUGGAGUGUCUCAGGGGACACUACCGACUCGCUGUAGUAUCUUCAUCAGCACUUCGUCGUGUGCGUGCUUCUCUUGAUAUAGUUGGCCAAGCCGAUUUAUUCGACCCAAACGACGUUUUCAGCGCUGCAGACUCGCUCCCUGUUCCUACUUCAAAACCUGAUCCAGCUGUAUACCUACACGCCUUGAAGACUAUGGAUAAAAGCGCCAAUGAGUGCGUUGCAGUUGAAGACAGUCGCUCUGGUGCAACCUCUGCUACAUGCGCUGGCAUCAUUACGGUUGGUUAUACUGGUGCAUGCGAGACGCUCGAGGAGGCUGAGGUACUACGUGUAGUUCUGGAGAAUGCUGGUUGUAAGUUUGUUAUGAGUAGUUGGGAUGAGUUUCAAGAUGUUCUGUACAGGAUUGAGACUAGUUUGGUGGAAUGA
This is a messenger RNA of Fusarium subglutinans, 714 nucleotides long. Its product is annotated as HAD superfamily hydrolase. Bases 1 to 714 code for a protein of 237 amino acids. Lineage: Eukaryota; Fungi; Ascomycota; Sordariomycetes; Hypocreales; Nectriaceae. The transcript is spliced from 3 exons. The record is from RefSeq and is a predicted model, not a curated record.